Molecule: messenger RNA, 3621 nt
Organism: Candidula unifasciata
Lineage: Eukaryota; Metazoa; Mollusca; Gastropoda; Stylommatophora; Geomitridae
Source: the annotation of a GenBank genome assembly
AUGCAACCUUUUGUUGCCAUGUUGUUCUUCUACAGUGUUGUCGCAGCUUUACUGGCAGUGGGGUCCAGCCUGCCAACGUUCGGACACACAUGCCCAACCACACAAGUUCCUCCAACCAACGUCAGGGGAGUUAACCGACUGAAUCGGAGCUCCAACACACCGUUGUAUCGACUAGAGAUUGUCUCCCAUUUCAAGCAGAACCAUAGUACAUCGGAGUCCUUAACAUACAACGUGCAAAUCUUUGCCAAGAACGAUGCCUUUUUCUUCAGCGACGCGAAAAUCUCAUUGGCUUCAAAAAGUCCCUGCGAAGCAGGAUCACUAACCUUUGACCCACACGACUUCUUUGAUGCCAAACAGAGCGAGCCAACAUGUCCGCGGCUACUCUUGACCAACCGGAAGUUGCCGAUGGGAGAUUUACCUUCUCUGUCAUGGAAACCGCCAGCGUGUGGUUGUGUACAGUUCAGAGCCGUAGUAAUCUCUGUGCACAACGUGUACUAUGCUGACAAUGAGGACGUGCAGAAUGGACCUUUGACCCAGACAGUCUGCGUGCACCAGAAGGCCACUCGAGAGCUUUAUUUCAACACCUUAUGCCAGGUCACAGAAAAACACUCGGCGGCAGAAAUUCUUUCACAGCCCUCGUUUCUCCAUCGGCACCAGCUCGAGGCCAGGUGGAUGGAUAAACAUGGAUUGGAAAUGGGGUUGGAGCUCCGGAGAUCGGACAAUAAACUGUGCUGCAGUAAGGUUUCACUGGAAAGCAAGCUGGCCUGUUUCGAUGACUCCAGACGCAGAAGAGUGGAUCGAUUCUGCGAAGAUGGCUACCCGGAUGUCCCGUUCACCUCCUUUAGAGUGACCCACAUGAGGGAUCGCGAGAAGCGAUGCUGUUUUCUGCUUGGUGAGCUCAGAUACAGGUGUUUUGCUGAGAACAGCGAGCUAGCUCGAGGACCUGCAGUCACCAUGCUGGAUUUCUCCCAGGACGAAACUGACCCCGUCAAUGACCUCGCUGAAUUUGCAUUUCCUCACGACGCAGACGUGAUAAAAAUCAUAGGAACAGUGACUUUCGGAGAAAACAGAGGUAUAACUCAUGAAGAGGGCAAUAACGACAACGAAGAUAACGACGAGAAAGAAGAAGACGACGAUGACACUGCUGACCAAAACAAAGCGGUGAAAUCAAGUAAAAAGGUGCCGGCAGUGACCGAUGAAAAUGAACACCUGGUGGAAGUGAUCAGGGAAUUCUCGCCAUCAAGUGCCAAAGCUAGCCCACAAAUGCACCUCCAGAGUCCGGUCGAAGGUACCCGAUCUCAUCCCAAGAUAGCCAGUGACCACAGUCCCAAGCUGACCAGCGCUGAAAGAAGAAAGACGCGUAGAAAUAACGGAGAACCAGAGAACUGGGUCAGUGCUGAACGCGUGGGCAGCAGAAGAGCAUCCAGUAGAGAGUACACAGCUGAUGGUCGGCGAGUGAGUGGAGCUGAAGGCAGACGAGCGAGUAACGAGAGGGCAGGUCGGAAGCGGACAAGUGAAGAGCAGUACAAACCUGCUACUGGAAGUAACUCCUGGGGCGUACCUGGGUAUGAGGAUACUUACUCCCGAGGGACAGGUUUGUCUCGGGAAAGACAAGCCUUGUCCAGUGCCGAGAGGAGGUCGAGGGCAAAGGGAAGCGCCCAAAGACGACAUGACUGGGCCGAAGUCAGUGAGCCUGAUUUCGAGGAUCAGGGAGGAAAGUCAGUGGCUGUUACCUUGGACAAACUCCAAAAGAAAAUGGAUCGACUACUAAUGAGGCGGCAGUGCUGUGAGGCAGGAGCCGUAGCUGGCCGUCCAGUCUAUGGGUGGUUCUCGCCUGUCCGCAGGGAGUGUGAGCACAGCGGUCAGAAGCACAUUCAGGCCAUGGAUGUGACCUCAGGCUUGAGGUCUUGUCUUGACCAGUUUGUCAAAUGCUGCAUUGAGCUGGCUGUCAGUGGUCCAGUUGUUACAAGUAGCGAGUUCCGGGAAAACCAGUUCCUUUUUGCCAACAACCAGAAGAAACUGGGCCCAGUUGGGGGCCUAUCUGGGCUGGAUCGCCGAGGAGACGAGUGGGGUCAGACGCCUGCGAGACGACAUCCAGAGGAGAUCGCUCGAGAUGUUCCCGGUCGCGAAAGUUUGGAAGCGUAUGAACUCGAAAGCGAGAAAAGGUUCUCAAGUAUGCGAAAGAUUGAAGCUGCCCCUAAAGAUGACAUUGAGGAUGAAGAAAAAGACGGCCCUAAAAGAUUUGAUGAAGUUGAUAAUGAUGACGAAGAUAAAUAUUUUGAUAUUUUUGACAGGAAGGACGAAACGGUAAACAAAACAGCCGGAAAAGCCGAGGGAGAUGCGGAGGUUGUGCAUGCUGUUGAUGCUAAGUCUGCUGUUACAGAAAAUAUUGACAAAAGCGGAGAAACUACUAAACUGAGCGCACAAAGUGAUGACAAGAAGCAGAAGCAAGAUGGUGAAAGCAAUGAGGACGCAAACAAAGAAAAACAUAAAAAUCCUGUUGCCAAAGAUAGCAGCAAUGAGAAACAAGAUGGCGGUUCAAGCAAUCAGUCUGCACGACUGAGUUCAAAGAAUACUGACAAUAAACAGAACCAAGAUGAUGAAAGCAAUGAAGAAGAAAAGAAAGUAGGUCACAAAGAUACAGCUCCUAAGGAAAACAAAGUGUCUGAUCUUGUUGAUCGCACGGAGAAAGAGGAUGGCGAUUCAGGUAGUCAGUCUACUGAAUUGAAAAAUACAGUUGGUCAUAAGCAGAAGCAAAUUGACGAAAGCAAUGAAGAAGCAAACAAAGGACAGAAUAAACAUGCCGUUACCAAAGGCAACAAUGAUCGCGAGUCUGGUCUGGUUGAAAGCACAGAGAAACAAGAUGGCGAUUCAGGUAGUCAGUCUACUGAAUUGAAAAAUACAGUUGGUCAUAAACAGAAGCAAAUUGACGAAAGCAACGAAGAAGCAAACAAAGGCCAGAAUAAACAUGCCAUUACCAAAGGCAACAAUGAUCGCGAGUCUGGUCUGGUUGAAAGCACAGAGAAACAAGAUGGCGAUUCAGGUAGUCAGUCUACAAAACUGAGAAAAAUUAAUGGUAAGAAGCACAAACAAGAUGACAAAAGCGACGAAGAAGCAAACAGAGGAAACCUUAGAGAUAAAGCUACCAAAGACAACCUUGAUCGUGUGUCCGAUCCAGCUGACAGUAUGGGGAAACUAGAUGGCUAUUCCAGCAGGCAACAUGAAGCGUCUUUACUCGCCAAAACAUCGGGCGGACGGUCAAGGCAAACAAGAAACAACCGAGCUGGUGGUCAGUCAAAAGCUGGGAGGACCAGCUCUAGAGAGGUUAGACAUUCCACAAGCAGAGGCACAUCACGAGAACGGCAACAAUAUUCUCAUACCUUCUACACCAACAGAGGUUCCUACAGACUGGCGCCAUCGGGCAAGAUCGGCACGGAAGACUCGCGGGAGAUGGCAGCUGCACAUGUCAGGAAGUUUAUGGGAGCUCUCGAUUCAAAGGAAAUGGUGGAUGCUUACAGAAAGACAAAUUUGGAGUCCACGGAUGUAAUAAAUGACGGCCCCAGCCAACGAUCUACCAGGAGAAAGAAGUACAAAAGACAAAGAUGGUACUACAGACGCUGA